AUGCUCUGCCUGUCCUCUAUCGUCAUGUCCUCAUCCGUGGACGCAUUUAAGAGGAAACUUGACCAGUACAGGGGUAUGUGCCACCACGGUAUCGGAAACUGACAAAUUCUCCCCCCCUGUGCCGCCCUCCAGGAAUGUUUUACGUUACAACGCAUGCUACUCCCUAUAUUUACGCAGCAUUAUCUUAUGACUUUUCUGCUAUCUGCUGACCGAAGCAUAUGCGCUCGUUUAGAUAUUACUUGGUCCAUUCAGUACCGCAUACUGGUUAUAGUAAUUUUUGACACUGAAUGCAUUCAGCGACGAAUUUAUGCCAGUUAUAAAUGCUUGUUGUAUGUAAUUGCUUACCUUAUUUUCGUUGACACUUGCCUUACAUAUUGUUUUUCUAUGAUGCUACUGUAAUUAAAAGGAAGCUCGAAUGCGCUUGCAUACCUUUCCCUUAAUAAAUCUGAUGUGGUCAUGAAAAUGAGGGGACAGUAUUUUGUCGACGAGAGUCGUAUUUUCCGUUCUGAAAUGUACCUGCUAAACUUCCUAAUGCCUUCUUCUAUUAGUCUACGCGUAUUGACUACAGUGUGGUAGAACAUGACCCCGUCCUAAGAACGGAGACAAUGUGGUGCGGAUGGGGUCAUGGCACAGCCAAAGGGAUCGUUCGUCUUUUACUUUUAACACAACCGACUCAUAAUAUUAGAAAUUUCUGCAAUGCAGAUAACGUUCCUGCCGUAGAAAUACGUCUGUAAACAAUCGUGCAAGUAGCGUACUUGCCAUCCUUAAGCCCAGGGCAACGACUGUGAUUUCAGUGGGAGACUCAGUCUACUCCAUCCACCGGAAGCAAAUAACGGAAAUUAGCUGGUUUGUGCGAUUCCCUGUAAGGACAUGUUCCCGUCCUAAGGACCGGGAUAAAUAUGGAUGGAGGUUACUAUGGCCCGGUCUCGGAGGUCGCUCAUAUGUAAUUUAUAACACAACUGAUCAACAGCGUUGUAAUUUUCUCUCAGUACUUCCUGUUAUGUGUCUUCAGAAAUUAAAAUAAUACGGAGCAUCUUCUGAAAUUUUAAUAUUUGGCCCCGCAGCUUGGAUAAAGUUAAACAGGAACAGACACAGGGGCCAACAAUUGAGCUUUCAGAAAGCGACCCAGUUCAUUCCAGUGACACAAAAGAAAAGACGAUAGGUAAUUCGAUCUUCCGAUGGUUUCUGCAACUUGACUUAUGUAGAACGAACACAGACGAUACCUUUACUGCAAACAACUCGCAGAAUUACAAGCUAAAUGUGCUAUAAAUGAACGAUAUAUCGGACUGGGCCAUGCUCCCCUCCACCCCAUUUAAGCUCAGUUCAUAUGACAGGCAAUGUGUUACAGAAUUAGCAUGCCAGUUUCCGUCCGUCCACUUAUAAACAUGAUUUUGGUGACUUUUUAAGGACGACAAGGAGAAGUACGAAACCUCUAAAUACCACAGGCUACAAGACUUCAGUUAUAAUCUGUACUAUCUGGUGUCAGUUUUAUAGAAGUAAAAGUAAUUCAAUAGGAAAACGACGUAUACCACAAGGUUUUAACCUUACUAGUAAUCCACUAUAGGAAGCACAUUCAAAGACCUAUUCCAGACAAAAGUAUGCUUUAGCUACUCUCGCUGAUUGUGAAUUAGGCAAUGGAGAAUUGGCAGGAUUAAUAUGAUUUUUCAGGUAAAAAUAUCUGAUAGAGGGUUGGUGGUCAGCACCUAAAAUUCAAUUUUGCACGCAGACGGCUUUUGCGGCAAAUAAGGACUUUCAACACUUGUUUUAUCAAAAUCCUUGCCCCCGUAGAUUUGUUUUUUUUGAGUGCACUAUGUGCUUUGGCGCGUGGUUGCAUUUCGUGCAACUGGGCAUCGCGGUGAGGGUUCGCAAUAGUCGAGGGAGUGGCUAAUUGACUAAAGUUGUUGUUGUUGGAAAUAAAAGAAGGGGACCGCGACAACUGUGGCCGUCUUAUUUUAACAUCAAAAUUGUCUGUAAGAGUUCAAACACUCCUGUCCACUAGAUUGAACAUGUCACUCCUGGUUACAUCGUGGUAGCCUUCGUCUAGCAUCACAAAUUUGGGAGCUAAUAAUCAUAUUGGCCUCUGACGCCCAUAUUGCGAAGGGAGUGCUGGGGGGGGGUUGUGCAUGAAGAGACUACUGACAAGAGUCAACUAAUCAUAAAACUGGCAGAAGAAGCUAGCCCUGGACGAUCGUCCAGGGACAACAUCGCACUCGACUGCGAUGUUAUCAGGGUCAGCCGUGGUAUUGGUCACAUAGGUGGAGAUCGCUUUGUCUACGAAAACAGUGCUUACUUAAUUCCGAUCUGCCCAUGCCACCAUAAUUGCGUAAUCCUGUCGUAGACUGACCACCUAUAUGCAAACAUUUUACCGCGCAUUCCUGCCACCGACAUGCCUGCACGGAAAGUCCAUCCCGAGUUCCGUGAAACUUACUCGGGUUAUUAUUAGGAGCACACCAAUAGACCCUUGCACGCUCUCUCCAUUUUCAACAGCAAUAGUGGCUUGAUUAAACAUUUUUAUAGACAGAAUAUUCUAGGCAAAGGAAAAAACCUUUCCUCUGAUUUGCCGACUAACGAGGGAGCGGCCCACCACCUUGAAGACCGUUUGCAAUUCGUCAACUAAGUCAGGCGAGAAGACAUGUACCGAAGGCUGGCACCCUUAGGCGAAAUUUAAAGCCGAGUAUGAAAUGUACUUGUCUACUCCACGGGGACCCACCUUUAUUCCCAUCAAACCUCUGACUUACUUUGUUCUGUUCGGUGCUUUCCUUUAGGCAGCAAAUAUCCGUAUGCAAACAGUAUUCAAGCGUUUUGCUGUUAUGUUUCUCUUGGCUCAUUUUUUACAUCAGGUGCUUGGCAGUCAUUUUGCUAAUGUCAUGGGUGGAAUGAUACGGUCUCUUUUAAUCCUAUCUCUUGAGGCUUACCGUUUUCUACGUGCGGCGAUAAAGGAGUCCCAUACCUUGCUGCUUAUUGUAUGUAACACUUGUUUUGGGAACAUAGGCGCGCACACACGUACCUAUACCAGGAAUUCACAGAUUGAAGACAAAAUCUACUGAGGCCGAAAUAUUGUGAAAGUGGAGACCUUUUAUGCGAUAAUUCCUACCAAACUGUUCAUCGACAGUUUACUAGCCCUAUCAGGCACCGGAAUGCCUCGUAGAUUUUCCGCUUGAUCUUGCUACUCCCUUCUCCAAACAUCUGCCAGAUUUCCCCUCCACCCGUUGUAAAGCAGCACUGCUUGUGUGCUUUUAGCUGCCAGUGGACAAAACCGCCCUGCGGUGAAAUUUAUACCCGUGUCCAGAGCCGUUUCAUUAGGCUUUCAACUCUUGAUGGGCAGGCCGUGCGCCAAAGUGUCCCUUGUCACGGGGCUAGGUUCAGGCUUGGUCUUGGGAUCUGCGUUUUUUAUUUGGAGAAGUUCUGGAAUUCCACCACUUACUUUAUUUUUUCAGAUAAUGCUCGUGGUGCAGUCCUUGUUUCCACAGCGGCUUUUGCUGUGUUCGCCGCCUGCUCGAAGUAAGUUUCUCCCUGUUUGAUUGCAUUCUAACGAACAAACAUCUGUAGUCUGAUUUGCCGACAGAAGAAUAUCUCUGAAACUGCACGUGACAGACUCCCCUUCUUUGAAUAUAAGAGACAACUCGAUCAACGCCUAGCCCAGCGAAUUUCUACCGAAUCGAAGUAAUCUUGUCUGUGAGUCAGAACUUCGUAACUUUCGUCCCUCCCAAUCCUCAGUUACCUUUUAUCCGCGUUUUAUCUAAUUUUUGUGUUAUGAUAGCAAAUUCUUUUCUGAGCGUAGACUAAUCAGAUAUCUCAUUAGCGAUUCAAUCGCCGACGACCUGAUUCGUAUCUCCAUACAUGUGAUUCCUUCUUGUCCUUUCGGUCAUUUCAGCAGUGUAGUUAUUUUGGUCCUCGACAGUUGUUUGUGACCCUAAUUCGGUUAAUUAAAUGUACCAUAAUGGAAACGCAUACUGAGACAGAACCUUGUUCAGCUGCAGUACUUGCGCCUAUACCGACCGUCAUCAAACCCGAGCCAGCUGGCUUGGAUUCUUCUUUCUGAAGGGAUUGUGGCCUCAGCGGAAGUCCACGCCUCUGCUCCGGGUGCAGCCGCAGUCUUUAUUACUACGUUGGUUGGUGAAACCGUAUGGGAUGUCAGGCAAUAUUCGGCAUGUGGCGAUACCGCUCUAGGGUCUUACUCCUUUUUAAGACGCUUUCCUCGGGAUAAUUCUUAACGAGGCCUCGAGUUAUUUCUGCCGCGUAGCCCUCGACAGCCCUCGCAGAAGGCCGUUCCAGUAGUCGUCAUCCCUUGGUAUACAAAGUGUUUUUUGAGUAGACCAGCAAGCUGACCUCAUUUUAUGGAUGCCCCGUUUUUCCAUGGGUCUGCUUUGCGUGUCCGCCGAUAGCGGACGCUAAAACGUCUCUCCUACAGUUCGGUCCUCUGUCGCCGGUGGGACCGUCAUUACUGUCAUCAGUGGCUGAUCGCUCCCGGGCUAUGGUCGAAGAUCACAACUAAAGGUUGUAUUGACAAACCGGCUACUCCUCAUAAUCAAGUUGGGCUUCAGCGGCCCCCAUCGACAUAGAGAUUAGCAACUCUGCUCAAGGAGGAACAGGACUGGGGCAGUUUUCAUCGUGGUUUAUUCAGUCAGCUCUGUGCUGCAGGUUAGAAGUACUAGAAGUGGCCAUCCUUCAUUCAAGUCAGUAGAUGGGAGAUAUCCGAAUGAAGUUAGACCACUUGACACACCAACAGUGGGAACUCAGGUAAAAUGAGCAGCUUAAAGCUCAACGAAUAAACCAUUUUAGUGACUAAGCUUCUAUUGAUUGUGAGGAAGCGCGAACUGCGCUUAUUGACAAUGCCGUCUACAAUAGAACCAGUCGUUUCGCUCCUUAUUGUUGUGGUUACAAUAAUUAAAAUUCAUCCAACAAAAUUGUAAAACGUUCGGCGGUCUGGGUGGCGGGCGAGGCUUGAGUACAGCCAACGCUUCAAUCAUCGGCUCGUUAGUGGGUUCCCCAGCAUUCCCCGUGUGUUUUCUUGUAGAUUCUCCAAUUUAGAAAUUGUCGCUUUUUAAUUUCCACAGAAAUUAUCUACGAAAUUGGAGUAGAUCAGUUUAUUCAAGGUUUAUAGGCUCAGACUGACUACUAGCUGCCUGUCGCUAGUUAAUGAAUAAAUUGAACUACUCCAACUUCGUAGAUAAUUUCUGAGGAUAUUCAAAAGCGACGAUUUCUAAAUUGGAGUAUCUACUAGAAAACACACGGGGAAUGCUGGGAGACGCACUGACGAGCCGACUCCCUUGCAGCUGUGUCAUGCAGCGGCAGAAUAUCGGCGAAACACGCGUGUAUGGGCUUUUGACUAGUUCCUGAGCUGUUAGUAUACUAUCACCUUACCCUAAAGUUCAUGACUCCCAGUCGAGGCAGCACAGCCCAGGUGGUUAGAACACUGACUGUAUUCGGGCCUUGCCCUUAUUGUCGGGAGUUCGAACUCCGCCAAGACCGUUGAAUUUUUCACAAUUGGAUCAGAUGGAUUACUCAACUCUGCUAAAACACAUAUUUAUAAUUACUAUGAAUACAAAAGCUAAGCAGCGGCAUAGGAAAAUUUCACUGAUGAUAAGUUGAAAUAUGUCACAUGAACCGGUUAUCUUGUUUUUCCUACUUCCUCAGUAGUUCUCCUACCGCGUGAAUCCUGUGUGCCUGUUACUUCUGUGAUGCCAUUGUGUUUUAGGUAACGGAACGUGCCUCCACUAGAAAACAGCGUUUACCUGGACGAAGUGAAAACGUUGUUUCCAAAACAUCAUUCCUUUCCAGUCCUUUUUUUCUCUCUGACCCACUUUGCUUGUAG
Molecule: messenger RNA, 5815 nt
Organism: Spirometra erinaceieuropaei
Lineage: Eukaryota; Metazoa; Platyhelminthes; Cestoda; Diphyllobothriidea; Diphyllobothriidae
Source: the annotation of a GenBank genome assembly